Molecule: messenger RNA, 2067 nt
Organism: Aspergillus oryzae RIB40
Lineage: Eukaryota; Fungi; Ascomycota; Eurotiomycetes; Eurotiales; Aspergillaceae
Product: Zn(II)2Cys6 transcription factor
Exons: 3
Coding region: 1-2067 (688 amino acids)
Biological process (GO): positive regulation of transcription by RNA polymerase II
Cellular component (GO): nucleus
Molecular function (GO): transcription cis-regulatory region binding; DNA-binding transcription factor activity, RNA polymerase II-specific; zinc ion binding
Source: RefSeq, a predicted model, not a curated record
AUGCCGUUGACAUCGAGGAAGAAGACCUCUUCGAUUAAACCGGCUAACAAAGCCGCCACAGACUCCGCUCAGUCCUCCUCCAGCGAAGGCCCUUCCACAGGGACCACGGGAAAGACAAACAACAAAUCGCACAAGAGAUCUCGCUCUGGCUGUUUUACCUGCCGCCUCCGCCGAAAGAAGUGUGAUGAGCAACAUCCAUCCUGUGGUGCCUGCAUUAACCUUUGUGUGAAAUGCGAGUAUAAGCGCCCUAUUUGGUGGGGUAACCCAGAGCACAGACGAGUGCAGAAGGAGCGCAUCAAGAACAAGAUUAAGCAGACGAAGAUGAAUGAACGCAAUGGAACCCUUACUGAUCAAUCUGGCCGCAGCCGCAGCUUGGCUAUGACAUCGCCGACAACUCCUGAAAUUGAAUUUAACCGUCCCGUCUUUGCGGAACAACAGGACAUCUUCGCUUCUCAUCUGCCAACACCAGCCAUGACCCAGCCCAUAUACGAACCCCACCCAGGAUUCGAGAUUGACGUCAAGACAGAAAGACAUACAUUUGUCAAUGAUGUUCCUCUGCGACAUGACUCCAUGAGCUCAACGUUCAGUACCUUUGCUCCACCCCAAUUAAACGCACCGCUACCAACGUUCCCCCAAGAAGAGUGGUUUCCCGACGAGUACUUCCCACAGGCCCCGGCACUCCCUGGUAUCGACCCGGCACUUUGUGACCAGAGAAUUCAGCAGACCUACGCCAUCUUGCAGUCGAAUAUCCCUGUAAGCGACCACGACCGUCCUCUGCUCGACCAUUUCAUCAACAACGUCUUGCGCAUUAUUUUUCCCGUAUUAGAGGCACAUCAGCGCGGGCACUUACGAGCACAAGCUAUCCUGCAAGCCUUGGAGACCAACAAAACCUAUCUUCACUGCUGCCUCAGUGUGGCCGCUAUCCAUCUCAAAACAACGGAAGGGUUAGUUGGGGAACAGAUCGACCACGACAUCAUGCGACACCGCUUUGAAGCUGUUUCCCAAUUGUGUCUUGCGCUGGGUGAAGACACCAAGCACGAGGAGAUCCUGGAUGCGACAUUAGCCAUGAUCUUCUUCCAUUGCUCUGUGGGUCCUGCGGAUGACUACCUUCCGGAUAUCCCCUGGUACGAUCACUUCCAAGCGGCUUCGAACUUGGUGAGCCGGCUCGGUCUUUCGACUACAAUCCCCCCAUGUGGUAACCCAUACAUGCUUCCCCCCUUCAGCAUGACACUGACAUCGUGGAUUGAUAUUCUUGGCUCCGCUAUGCAUGGCAGAACUCCCGAGUUUGCUCACACUUACCGCUCCAAGCACUUGAGUGGCACGUCUUUGGGAUUACGGGAGCUGAUGGGUUGCGACGACCGUGUGAUGUACCUGAUCUCCGAGAUCGCGUGCCUCGAUGCGCUGAAGAAGGAAGGCCGAGUUGAUGCAAUGGCGGUUUGCUCCCACGUUUCGGCCUUGGGAAGACAAUUGGAAUUUACCGAACCCGCGGACCAGACGCUCGAGAGCCCCUAUACCCCGACCGGAGUCCUUCGCCCCGACAUCUUGACCAAGAACAUGACGGCAGUCUUCCGAAUCGCAGCGCGAAUUUACCUAUGCAGUCUGGUUCCUGGAUUCGACCGAAGCCAGCCAAGCAAUAUAAAUCUAGUCCAGGCAGUUGCGAACACCCUGCAGUAUAUCCCGGCUGGUCAGGAUGGAUACGAUCGCUCUCUAGUAUGGCCUCUCCUGGUCACCGGGGCUUUUUCCCAACCAAACAGCCAAUUUAGGACUAUUCUGGCUGACAGGUGUGCUAACCUGGGACACCAUGCCGACCUUGGAAGCUUUGGUCGUAUGUACCGUGUAUUGCAGGAAGUGUGGAGAGCUACCGAUGACCCUAUCGACACCUUUUGCCAAGUGGAAGAUACCCCUGUGGAAGCUUCUACAUCGAGCUCCAGCCAGCCCAUCAAGCUUGAGGCACCCGAGUCCCCCGAACAGAUCGGUGCCGACUGGGCUUUAAAAGACACCAAGAGACCACAAAUUCAUUGGCGCGAAGUCUUGCAGCAAAAUGGGUGGAACUACCUUCUGAUUUAA